GUGCCGCCCCGUGCCGCGCCGUGCCGCGCGCUCUUCCUGCUCCGGUGCUACGCGGUGCUGCCCUGGUCUGCGCUGCGCUCUGCUCCGGGACGUUUGCUCGAAACUGGGAAAGUCGCCCGAUCCUUAAGGUCCCGGGAGCUUCACCUGAGCCGAAGCCGCGGUGCUCCAGCUCAGUGCGGCGGUGCUGAGAGGAGCAGAUGAGACACAGCCGUGUGUGUUUGGGUUUAGUGGAUGUUUUAAAGGCGUUUUCUCUGUAGGUUUCAGUGGAGCUAGCCUGAAUUAGCUGCUUCCGGUAAAAGACCUCCUCCACACAGAAAACAGCUGAAUGAAGACCUGGAGAUAACACUGUGGGGGAUAAUGGACUAUUACUGCUUUUACCCAUAGGCUGUACAAAUUGUACAUAUUUUGAGGAGUUUUACACACACUUUUUAGCUUUUUGGACUGGAAAAAAACAAUGUCUACAACAGAGAGCAAAGCCGCAGGCAGCAGUGGCAGCACGGGUCUGUCGUGGGCACGUGUGUGUAAAGAGUGUGGCCAGCAGCACGACUGUCAGGACAGCCACCUGUACGAGUACCAGGAGGAUGUGGACGACGAGCUUGUGUGUCACAUUUGCCUCCAGCCACUGCUGCGCCCCAUGGACACCCCCUGUGGGCACACAUACUGCUUCCACUGCCUGAGUAACUUUCUGAAGGAGCAGGACUUCUGCCCCGUGGACCGACAACGACUGCAGCUGCAGCAGUGCCGCCCGUCCAGUCUGCUGGUGAGGAACCUGCUGGACAAGCUCAGUGUGGCCUGCCCUCACUCCACUGAGUGUCAGGCACAGAUGCAGCGCUGUGAGCUGCAGCCCCACCUCCACAACAGAUGUCCUGUUUUUCGAAGAUUGCGAGAGGAAGCUGAAAAAAGGAAGCGACCUUCAUGGAAUGAGUUAAAGGGGCGAAGGGGGGACGGAGACAUUUCUGCUGAUGCUAAACAGACCGCUUUACCACGGACGUCCAGUAGAGAGCCAGACCCUGGACUUAUCAAUCCUGCUUAUGAGGAAUGUGAGGAAGACAAUACUCCUCUGCGGUCGAGUUUGGUGGCAGAGGCCAAUGUGGUGGAGCUCCUCAGAGAAGAGCCUGAUGAGGAACUGGGGUUUCGUAUCGUGGGCGGUAAAGACACUCCACUGGGAAACAUUGUGAUCCAGGAAAUUGUUCGAGACUCUCUAGCAGCUCGUGAUGGCAGACUGGCCCCAGGGGAUCAUAUUUUGGAGGUAAAUGACAUCAGUUUGGCGUCAGUCCCUCAUUCCCGGGCCAUUGUUCUGCUACGACAGCCCUCCCUGCUCAGACUCACUGUGAUGCAAGAAAAGGGUUUUAAAAUAAGGGAUCCCAGGUCUGACCUCCAUACCAACAACUCCUCCAUGUCCUCUGUCCCCCAUUCCCAGCCCGUUCACCCCAGCCCGGGCACAGUGCUGCAGGUCACGCUCAUGAAAAGCCACCGGUCUGAACCCCUCGGGAUCAAACUCAUACGAAAGUCAGACGAGAGCGGAGUCUUUAUCCUGGAUUUGCUCUCGGGAGGUUUAGCUGCUAAAGAUGGAAAACUGAGGAACAAUGACAAAGUGUUGGCCAUCAAUGGACAGGACCUAAGGCAUGGCACUCCAGAAAGUGCAGCCCAGAUCAUACAGGCCAGCGAGGUGCGUGUGAACUUUGUGGUUAUGAGGGCAGCAGAGAAUCCGGAUGAGGGAGGGAGCAGAGAGGGCCAGUCUGCCAGAGCUGCCAGAAGAACCCCUGAUCCUCAGUACUUCAGACGCCGGUCCACAUAUAUGAAGGACCCUCCAGGUGGCUUUUCUAGUCAAGAGAAAACUGUUAGCAUGAAGAAGGAGCCUCGACUUUCUCUGGGAAUUACUAUUGCUGGAGGCAGAGACUGCCGCAGCCGCCUGCCUGUCUACAUCACCAGUGUACAGCCGGUUGGCUGUCUACAUCGAGAAGGCACUAUCAAAAGAGGUGAUGUUUUGCUCAGUAUCAAUGGAGCGGACCUGACACAGUUGACAUACAGUGAAGCGGUGUCUGUGCUGAAGGCUCAGACGGCACAGUCUCAGGUGGUUCUGCGGGUCAUUCAGACUCUGUCUGAGGACUUUGAAGAGGAGCUGGACACCAGUAAAGAUGAGUUGGACCUAUCUGAUGACCCCCGAGAGGACGCUCUCAACUGGACCCCGCUAUGGACUCGCUGGUUAGGCUUGCCAAGUCAUAUGCACUGGUGCCGAGACAUUGUACUGCACAAGACCAACAACGAGAGCUGGGGCUUCAGUAUAGUUGGAGGCUAUGAAGAAAGUCACGGCCAGCAGCCAUUCUACAUUAAAACCAUUGUGCCUGGAACACCUGCUCACUUUGAUGGUCGCCUGAAAUGCGGUGAUGAGAUCGUGGCUGUAAAUGGAGCUACUACAGUGGGAAUGAACAACAGCUCUCUCAUCCCAAUGCUGAAGCUACAAAAGAAUAAAGUGACUCUGACUGUCGUGUCAUGGCCUGGGAGUCUAGUUUAGCACCUGCUCCCUCUGGACAUGCUUUCAGAAAUGUACAGUGUCCAAGGACCUCUCAAAUGAUCCUUUAUCCUCCAAGAUCAAGCUGGGAAGCAACAUUUGCACAGUUUAAAUGACGUUCUUGGAUGCCAUAAUCAGAUAAAGUAGCUCUAGUAGUUAAGUGACAAUCAACAGAUUAUAUUUUUAAAGCAAAUGAUUGUUUGAAUGCAUUUAGCUGUCUUUUAGUGAAUACAUUCAUGUGUUUGCUUCUAGAUUGGGAUGUGUAGUUUUAAUUAUAUAUACCUUUUAAUUAUAUAUAUAAUGAUGUACACCUUAUUGUAACUGGUUGCAUCAGCUUGCCAAAGUUUGAAGAAACAUCUUUUUAACUUGUUAAUUCAUUGUGACAUUAAAAGCCUCAGUGUGUGUAUGCAGCAUGUAUUAUUUGCAGUUAUAUGUAUGUUCUAGCUUUAAGCACUUAUUUCAUUUGAAUUUUUCCAAGUGAGUGCCUUGUAACACUGAAGGACAAUAAGCUCUGAAAUGCCUUAAAUGACCAAAGUUGCUUGGGAAAUACUGUUCUAUAAGUGAAGCUUUAUGGCUUUGUCUCUUAAAAUUUUAGAUCAACACAAAAAGUGGCCUUGAUCAACAAAGUUAUUUUUCAAUUUGUCCAUUUGGUCUAGCUAAUAAAGUAACUGAUACAUAUUGACAAAAUGUUGUUCCCUUACCAAAUACAUUUGAUCCUAAAAUCAAACCAUAACUGCAUUUAUGUAAACUGUUCAAUUUGAAAUUUGGUUGCUUUUAGGUUUAAGGAUGUACUUGUGGAGUUGUGUAUAUAAUGUGUAUACAUGAAUAAAACAGAUUUGAA
Messenger RNA from Periophthalmus magnuspinnatus, 3353 nucleotides. It is a transcript of the gene lnx2b, whose product is annotated as ligand of numb-protein X 2b. The transcript has 10 exons. The record is from RefSeq and is a predicted model, not a curated record. The coding region runs from base 455 to 2515 and encodes 686 amino acids. Lineage: Eukaryota; Metazoa; Chordata; Actinopteri; Gobiiformes; Gobiidae. Gene Ontology annotation, molecular function: metal ion binding; ubiquitin-protein transferase activity; protein binding.